Xylaria bambusicola is the source of this 1909-nucleotide messenger RNA. RefSeq names its product S-adenosylmethionine synthetase. Bases 1 to 1197 code for a protein of 398 amino acids. Gene Ontology annotation, molecular function: methionine adenosyltransferase activity; ATP binding. The record is from RefSeq and is a predicted model, not a curated record. Lineage: Eukaryota; Fungi; Ascomycota; Sordariomycetes; Xylariales; Xylariaceae. Gene Ontology annotation, biological process: S-adenosylmethionine biosynthetic process. The transcript is spliced from 3 exons. Gene Ontology annotation, cellular component: cytosol.
AUGCCUGCCACCAACGGCACUACCAGCCACUUCAGCCAGCCCAAGAAUGCCGGCGCUUUUCUCUUCACCUCCGAAUCCGUCGGUGAGGGUCACCCCGAUAAGAUUUGCGACCAGGUCUCAGAUGCUAUCCUCGAUGCCUGUCUAAAGGAGGACCCCCUCUCCAAGGUCGCUUGCGAGACCGCCACCAAGACCGGUAUGAUCAUGGUCUUUGGUGAGAUCACCACCAAGGCCCAGGUCGACUACCAGAAGGUCAUCCGUGACGCCAUCAAGGACAUCGGCUACGACUCGUCUGACAAGGGCUUCGACUACAAGACCUGCAGUGUCUUGGUCGGCAUUGAGCAACAGUCUCCCGACAUUGCCCAGGGUCUUCACUACGAAAAGGCUCUCGAGGAGCUUGGUGCUGGUGACCAAGGUCUCAUGUUCGGAUAUGCCACCGACGAGACCCCCGAGCUCCACCCCCUGUCCCACCUACUCGCCCACAAGCUGAACAAGGCCAUGUCCGACGCCCGCCGCGACGGCACCUGCCCCUGGUUGCGACCCGACACCAAGACCCAGAUCACCAUGGAGUACAAGCACGAUGGCGGUGCCGUCGUUCCUCUACGUGUCCACACCAUUGUCAUCUCGGCCCAGCACGGUCCCGAGAUCAGCACCGAGCAACUCCGAAAGGAACUCAAGGCCAAGAUCAUUGACCCCGUCAUUCCCAGCCAAUACAUCGACAGCGAGACCAUCCUUCACUUGCAACCCUCUGGUCAAUUCAUCAUUGGUGGUCCUCAGGGUGACGCUGGUGUCACUGGCCGCAAGAUCAUCGUCGACACAUACGGUGGCUGGGGUGCCCACGGUGGUGGUGCCUUCUCCGGAAAGGAUUUCAGCAAGGUCGACCGAUCGGCUGCCUACCUCGCCCGAUGGGUUGCCAAGUCUCUUGUCAACGCCAAGCUUGCCCGCCGAGCCCUGGUCCAGCUCAGUUACGCUAUCGGUGUUGCUGAGCCUUGCUCCAUCUACGUCGAUUCAUACGGCACCUCAAGCAAGACCUCUGAGGAGCUCGUCGAGAUCGUCAAGGCCAACUUCGACAUGCGACCCGGUUCGAUCGCCAAGCAGCUCGACCUCAUCCAGCCCCUGUACAACCAGACAGCCAAGUUUGGUCACUUCGGUACCAACCAGAGCUUCACCUGGGAACAACCCAAGGAGCUCAAGUUCUAAAUGUUUUUUCUUUUAUCCAUUUGUAUAAUGUCUUUUCCGUGAGGGACUUACUCUCGAGACAUCGCGGGAGAAUCAACUUCUUUCUGCAUUGCGAACGGCGUUGUUGGGUUUAGAGACAUAUGAUUCCCUCAUCGGACAGUGUCACGAAAAUUAUGGGCUCGGCAGCAUUGGCGUACGGUUUCAACAUACCCGGUGGGUUCUUACUACACUACUGCUACCACCACUUCUACAACUAUUUAGGCGGCGGAUCUAGAUAUCUAGCAUUUGCAUAGAGAUUUCAACAUAAUGCGGGAAACGUGUGAAAUGGGAAAAUAUGGUCCUCUUCAUCAUCCAUACCAUAGGGACAAACAAACAAAGAAACAAUGAAGAUACCGCAGGGCACCCGGUUCAAAGUUAGCCGAGGUGUCAUUCAACGCCUAUUAUUUUUGCCGAAUGUCCAUCAGCUUGAUGCAUUUUUGAGUAUCAUGCUCAGCGUGAAUCAAUUGAAAGUAAUUGACAAUGUAGAAUGUGGCCAAGACUUGUUCUUUUACCAGAUAUUCUAUGUUAUUAUUCAGUAGAAUAUACGGAGUAUACGCCUCUGCCUAACCCCGCGCUCCGCUGAUCCUCCCCAUUAGUUAAUACCCUUGUAUGUACGCUUAGCAUCGGGAGCUUUCUCAUUCGCAUUUACAUUUCUUCCUCUUUGCCAAUACAUUGAUUGGAUUUAAUAGAUAAG